Molecule: messenger RNA, 1003 nt
Organism: Triticum urartu
Lineage: Eukaryota; Viridiplantae; Streptophyta; Magnoliopsida; Poales; Poaceae
Source: RefSeq, a predicted model, not a curated record
CCCUAAUUUCUAGGGGGUUUGUCCCAUCGCCGCCGCCCCUCCACCGAAUCCCUCUCGGGAUCCUCUCAUUCCCCUGCACCAACCAUCACCCACACCCAGAUCCAAUCGAACCAGCACACAGCCCCCCACUCCUCUCGUUCCCGAGAGCGAGGAGUUCCUCAGCCCCGAUCGAGCGCCUUAUCCGCGCCUCCUCGCACCUCCCUGCAACGCCGGCGGCAACAGCUACCGCUGAACCAGCAGCAAAUGCCGUCGCCCUUCCGGGAGCCGACAUCCAUGGAGCUUGCCGUUGCUUCGUCCGAGCCGCGUCCUCAAGCCGGAGCUCGCCAGCCGCAUCGAUCCGCCGUGAGCAGCAGCACCAGCAGAGGAGCUCUGCUCAUGUUCUCUCCUUCCUCCUGCCUCGUCUCUGGCCUCCCCGUCGCCCCGCUGUCCGACGACCGGCAACGUGCCGACAGCCACCAACAGGCCAGGCUGGACUCCCCAUCGCGUCCCUAUCUUCUUUCUUCCCUUCUUCUCGAACUCACCUCAUCUCUCCACUUCCCUCCUCUGCUUCUUACCGCAGGAGAUGGUCGCAGCCUCGAACGCCAUGGAUUGGCGCCAAGAGCUCCUAUGGAACACGAGAACCUCGCAUUGGGAGCCACCUCCUGCCGUCGUUCACCUCGUCCUGCGCCCGACCUCCCCUGACCUGAGGCCGUCGCCCUCGAUCGUGCCAAGGCCGCCCACUCGUUUUCCCCUGCUUCGAGGGACAGGAGGGAGCCGCACCCGCGUUGACUGCUCGUCGCGUGGAUCCACCGCAGCCGCUCGCCCCGUUGACCGUGUCUGCUCGACCGCGCCCCCUGGGCCGCCUCCACCGUCUAGCGCCAAGGCCCAUCGCGCCUACCUUGUUCACCGUCGAACUGGGCCAGGGCCCAAAGUGAGCAGCGCCCAACCCCCUCUCCUGUGCCUGUUGGGCCAGCCAAUUCGACCCGCGUAUAUUUUUUUCUAGCGUCUGUGAUUUGUCUAUUUA